AUGGUCAACAAAUUGUAUUUAGCACUAAGAGGCGCAGCUACCGACAUACACACUGCGCAUACGGCUGUAACCACGGCAACAUCAACCCGACUGAAAAUGUCCAUCCUUUUUGUCUGCACGUCCCCGCUUGUCCACGGCCAACUGCGGGACGAAGGACACCUCCGGUUUGUCUCGCCUGGUUCCCCCGUGCCCGUCGAGGUGGUACACGAACCGUGCGUUGUGUUUGCCAACCACCCGAGCCUCCGCGUCGGCGAUGUCGUCCAGUUGAUCCCCAAGCUCGAGCGGAACGCUGCCAAUGCGAUUGUGUUUAUUGAUCCGCUUGUGUCGCCAUUCGAGGACAUGACGCCGUUCCAGCGGGCCGUGCUCAUGGGAGUAAUUCACGUGCAUAUCGACUUUCGCCUAUCGUGCAACAAUGCCAAUAUCCUCAUCGCCGAGUGCAAGCCCCAGACGCUCGUCCUUCCCGGCUGCUACGCCUCGUACGAAUUGAUUGUAUUUGUAUUGGCGAACUCGAAUGACGCGGAAGUGGGGGUGAUGGUGCAAGAGAGCGCAACCAGCGAAGCUUACGCCGCCCAAGAAUACGCAACAGCAAUCGACGGAGAUGGAAUGUCCAUCCGUGACUUCAAAGUCACGUCGACUGCAAAGGCCAAGAAAUACCACCCGAAUGACAGUCCGUUUUCUGCACUGACAAUUGGCCACGACACGAAGGAAGGUGCUUUCUUGACGUCGAUCACGGGGUUCGCUCAGCCCACGUCUUGA
Aphanomyces astaci is the source of this 756-nucleotide messenger RNA. RefSeq lists its product as hypothetical. The coding region runs from base 1 to 756 and encodes 251 amino acids. Gene Ontology annotation, biological process: snRNA processing. The record is from RefSeq and is a predicted model, not a curated record. The transcript is spliced from 6 exons. Gene Ontology annotation, cellular component: integrator complex. NCBI's taxonomy places the organism in Eukaryota, Oomycota, Saprolegniomycetes, Saprolegniales, Verrucalvaceae.